Molecule: messenger RNA, 1753 nt
Organism: Phycodurus eques (leafy seadragon)
Lineage: Eukaryota; Metazoa; Chordata; Actinopteri; Syngnathiformes; Syngnathidae
Gene: prmt8b
Product: protein arginine methyltransferase 8b
Exons: 10
Coding region: 246-1493 (415 amino acids)
Biological process (GO): peptidyl-arginine methylation
Cellular component (GO): plasma membrane
Molecular function (GO): protein-arginine N-methyltransferase activity
Source: RefSeq, a predicted model, not a curated record
GAAUGCGCGCGUGGUCUCUUAAGAUGCACGCGUGCACAAGGUGGAGGGGAUCGAACCCGGAACCUCCUGCAGGCGUGCACGCGCAUUUAGCGAGAAGAUGUAUUAAUGCACCUUUCGUGCAACUUUUUUUUGGCCGUUUCUUUUCUGUGUGAUUCUUAAAAGGAGGCGCGUGACAUUUCCACGCAUCUCCAACCGAGUGGCCGGUGGGGUCGAUCAAAUCUCGUGCGCAAGUCUCGCCGGCUCUCAUGGGACUCGCUCACUCGUCGCGUUGUUUGCUGCUACGGCGGAAGAUGGCGGAGGCGGACGGCUGCGAGCGACACCAUGCCGUCACCUCCCACUUCUCCCAGUCCACCCAGCCAUCCCGUGUGGCCAAACCAGUGCCUGUCGCCCCCCAGCACCAGCACCAGCACCAGCACGUGCCCCGCGCCUCCCGCACGCCUCGCGUCGCCGCCGCCGCCUUCCAGGGCGCCGGUCCCGCUCGAGGCGAGGGCGCCAAAUUCCUCAGCCCCGAGGAGAUGACGUCGCAGGACUACUACUUUGACUCCUACGCCCACUUUGGCAUCCAUGAGGAGAUGCUGAAGGACGAGGUGCGCACGCUCACGUACCGUAACGCCAUGUACCACAACAAGCACGUGUUCAAGGACAAGGUGGUGCUGGACGUCGGGAGCGGGACGGGCAUCCUGUCCAUGUUCGCAGCGAACGCCGGCGCCAAACACGUCUACGGGAUCGAAUGUUCCAGCAUAUCGGAAUAUUCCGGGAAGAUCAUCAAGUCCAAUCACCUGCACAACGUCAUCACCAUCUUCCAGGGCAAGGCGGAGGAGGUGGAGCUUCCCGUGGACGAGGUGGACAUCAUCAUCUCCGAGUGGAUGGGCUACUGCCUCUUCUACGAGUCCAUGCUCAACACCGUCAUCUUCGCCAGGGACAAGUGGCUGAAACCGGGAGGCCUGAUGUUCCCUGACCGAGCGUCCCUCUAUGUGGUGGCCAUAGAAGACAGGCAGUACAAGGACUUCAAGAUCCACUGGUGGGAGAACGUGUACGGCUUCGACAUGAGCUGCAUUCGCAACGUGGCCAUCAAGGAGCCUCUGGUGGACGUGGUGGACCCCAAGCAGGUGGUCACCAACGCCUUUCUGCUAAAGGAAGUGGACAUCUACACGGUGAAGCCGGACGACCUGACCUUCACGUCGGCGUUCUGCCUGCGGGUCCAGCGCAACGACUACGUGCACGCGCUGGUCACCUACUUCAGCGUCGAGUUCAGCAAGUGUCACAAGAAGACGGGCUUCUCCACCGCGCCGGAUGCGGCGAGCACGCACUGGAAGCAGACCGUCUUCUAUUUGGAGGACUACCUGACCGUGAAGAAAGGCGAGGAGAUAUUCGGCAGCAUCGCCGUCAGGCCCAACGACAAGAACGAGCGUGAUCUGGAGUUCGCGCUGGAGCUGGACUUCAAAGGCCAGCUAUGCGACGCCGCCGUCUCCCACGACUAUAAGAUGCGCUAGGCGCCCAAAAACCACCGCACCUCACACGACGCCAUCCCAGCUCGCUUAACAGUGAUGUCAUCAGUAUCAGCAAUAACACCAAAAUGACGGACAUGUCGAAGAAUGUACCAACCUCAACGCACUCUCCUGUUAUGUCGCGGGGCAGAUUGUCCCGUUUUUACUGUAUUGUUUAGCAUGAGAGAGCUUUUGCUGAGUUAAGAGCGCCGUGAAACCGAGCACUAAUGUAAACAUGGAAGAGAGCCGAUGAAUUAAAAGCUGAA